Chara braunii is the source of this 1679-nucleotide messenger RNA. The record is from the annotation of a GenBank genome assembly. NCBI's taxonomy places the organism in Eukaryota, Viridiplantae, Streptophyta, Charophyceae, Charales, Characeae.
GCCCCGAUCCUCCUCCCCCGAAGCCUUCCGUGCCCACACCACCUCCUUCUAUAACUGUCACCUCGCCUCGGCAGUUCGCCCGCUUCAUCCGACAAGACGACGUCACCUUCUUUAUGGUGAACGUGACGGAUCUCUUACACUAUGAUCCACCCUGUCCCGACGCCGAGCUCAUCCCUCUAGAGUCAGAUCCUCGUUCUAUCUUCAUGGCUCCCAUCUCUACUUCCGUCCCUCCGCCGUCCGUCGAGUCCACCCCGCCGUCGCGCGCGGACGCUGACGCUGAGGAACCCGCACGAUGUACGGCUGACCUGGAGCCCGCAGUUCGUGACUUUAUCCGAGAGUACCACGACGUUUUUCCAUCGUCGUUCCCGUACGCCGGCAUCCCACCGAUGUGUCACGUCGAGCACUCCAUUCAGCUUGUGCCUGACUAUCGUGUUCACCACCAGGCACCCUACAGACUCUCGAUCCCCGAGGCCACCGAAAUCAAACGUCAGUUUGAGGAGCUCCUGAGACAAGGUUUCAUUAAACCCAGCAACUCCCCGUGGGGUGCACCCGUCCUCUUUGCUCGCAAAGCGGAUGGAACUCUCCAUCUCCGCAUCGACUAUUGCGGUCUCAACCGCUACACAGUUAAGAACAACUACCCCAUGCCUCGUUCCGAUGAGUUGUUCGACCGCCUAGCAGGCAAACGCUUCUUUACGAAGAUUGAUCUUCGUAGCGGUUACCAUCAGAUCCGCGUCACUGCAGCCGACCAGCCGAAGACAGCAUUCCGAUCACGCUUCAACCACUACGAGUUUACGGUGAUGCCAUCUAGCCUCACCAACGUACCCGCUACCUUUCAGAGGGCGAUGAACGACAUCUUCAGGGACAUCCUGGAGCAGUACGUUCUCGUUUACCUCGACGAUAUCCUGGUCUACAGUCGUACCCUUGAGGAGCACCUCAGACGCCUCCACGACGUCCUUGACCGCUUGCGCAGACAUGGCUUUUACGCCAAGUUGAGCAAGUGCCGCUUUGCCCAGCAUAAAGUGGAUUUCUUAGGACACUACGUGUCUGACCAGGGUCUCCACAUGGAGGACGAGAAGAUCACUGCUAUUGCGAAGUGGCCCGUCCCCGCAUCCGCCAAGCAGCUUCACAGCUUCCUAGGCCUGACCAGCUACUAUUGUAAUUUCAUCCAGGGAUACGCUAGGUAUUCCUACGUCCUUACCUCCACCCUCCUCCGGAAGAACCCACCAUGGGCUUGGACACCCCUCAACGAGGAUGCCUUCCGCGCCCUCAAGAAGGCGGUGACAUGCGCACCGGUUCUUCACCUACCCGAUUUUGAUCGCCCUCUUAUCCUUACCACCGAUGCGUCAGACUUUGCCGUAGGAGCAGUGAUUUCUCAGAUCUUUCCCUCCUCUGCUGAUUCCUAUUAUCCUCGUAUCCCUCGCUUCCCACCCCCUACCCCUACCACUGCCUUCCGACUGACGCCUACUCGUCCAGCUACUGACGAGCCUUUUGUUGACUAUUCUCCUACCAUCGUCGAGGACGGCACUGUCGAGUCUCCCUCAGGUGAUUGUCCGAUAGCCUUCCACUCCCGUCAGCUUCUGCCCGCUUAGAUAAACUACACUGCUGAUGAACGUGAGGUUCUCGCGGUUUUUAUGCCGCUCGGCACUAGCGUCACUACCUGCACGGAGCACCAUUCACGG